CACACACCUGAAGUUGUCUUUCUUCCAUGUGGCUACUACCAACCAUUUCCUUCACUUUCCUUCCCAACCAAACCAACACUAGCCAUGGCAUUGAUCAACCAAUUCAUCUUCCCCACUCAAACAUGCUUCCCUUUGCAUGUUUCAGCUUCACAAUCCAAGCAAGUACUGCUUUGGUCUCUUACCUCAAACCCCUUCAAACCAGUUUUGCCAUCAUCAAGAAGGAAAAACACCAAGUGGGGUGCCACUGCAGACAUCAAAACCGCACCUUUACUUGAUGGGGAAGAAGAUCACAAGGUUCUUGUUGGUCCUUCUAGCGAGGAGGAGCGAAGAGGUGACAGGGUUGUUGCAGAUUAUGACUGGACAGAGGAAUGGUACCCUCUGUACCUCACUAAGAAUGUUCCUGAAGAUGCGCCUCUUGGUCUCAAAGUGUUUGAUAAGGACCUUGUGUUGUUUAGAGAUGGGAAUGGCGAGUUUCGUUGUUAUGAAGAUCGAUGCCCCCACAGGUUAGCAAAACUAUCUGAAGGCCAGUUAAUUGAUGGAAGGAUCGAAUGCCUAUACCAUGGAUGGCAAUUUGAAGGCGAGGGAAAAUGUGUGAAGAUACCUCAGCUUCCAGCUGAUGCCAAAAUUCCUAAGUCAGCCUGUGUUAAAACAUAUGAGGCGAGGGACUCUCAAGGUGUUAUUUGGGUAUGGAUGUCUCUAAAGACACCUCCAAAUGUCAGUAAGAUACCCUGGUUUGAGAACUUCGCGAGGCCAGGGUUUCAAGAUGUCUCAACAACUCAUGAACUCCCAUAUGAUCAUUCUAUUCUUCUGGAAAACCUGAUGGAUCCUGCACAUGUCCCAAUCUCACAUGAUAGAACGGACUGGACUGCAAAAAGAGAGGAUGCACAGCCACUGUCUUUUGAGGUGGCUGAACGAACCGAUAGAGGGUUUGCAGGUUGGUGGGGCAGAGAGAAAGAUGGCUCCAGGCCUAAUUUCUUACGGUUCGGGGCUCCUUGUGUUCUGCAAAACAACAGAGAAAUUGUUGAUAAAAAUGGUGAGACAAACUACUUCAGCGGUCUGUUCCUAUGUAGACCAACUGGGCAAGGGAAAUCCAUGCUGAUAGUGAGGUUCGGAACAACGAAAAGAACUCCAGUCGCAAAACUGUUUCCUGAAUGGUACUUCCAUCAGAAUGCAAGCAAGGUGUUUGAGCAAGACAUGGGAUUUCUAUCAUCCCAGAAUGAAAUUCUCUUGAAAGAGAAGCUUCCGACAAAGGAACUAUAUCUGAAUCUAAAAUCAUCAGACACAUGGGUUGCUGAAUACAGAAAGUGGAUGGACAAAGUGGGACAUGGGAUGCCUUAUCACUUUGGUCACAGCACUAUUUCCUUGCCCAAAGAGCCUGCUGUGGUUGAACAUGCACCUGCUGGACUGGUUGCAGGACUAUCAGCUUCAUCUCCUGCCAAAGGGGGUAUUGGAACAAUGCAUGCCCCAAAUUUAGCCAACAGAUAUUUCAGGCAUGUAAUACAUUGCAAAGGAUGUAGAACAGUCGUCAAAGCUUUCCAAGCUUGGAAAAAUGCCCUUACAGCUGUGGCAGUUGCAUCAGCAGCAUUGGCAAUUCUAGUAUCUGGGAGACAAUGGAAAGCCCUUCUGUUGGUUUCGGCAUCCCUGUGCUCUGUUGGAGUCUAUGCUUGUUCAACUGCUAUUGCAAUGAAUACUACAAACUUUAUUAGGACACAUAGGAGAUUGUGAGCAACAACCUGUUAAAAGAUUAUAUAACAUUUAGUCUCAUCUUAUCUGAUAUAUAUACCAAGCAAGGAAAUGGAGGAAAACACCCUCCAAUCUGGAUUUGGAUUUCCUGCAGUUAAA
This is a messenger RNA of Lotus japonicus, 1842 nucleotides long. Its product is annotated as protein TIC 55, chloroplastic. Gene Ontology annotation, molecular function: 2 iron, 2 sulfur cluster binding; chlorophyllide a oxygenase activity. Lineage: Eukaryota; Viridiplantae; Streptophyta; Magnoliopsida; Fabales; Fabaceae. Gene Ontology annotation, biological process: protein targeting to chloroplast. The transcript has 3 exons. Bases 85 to 1725 code for a protein of 546 amino acids. The record is from RefSeq and is a predicted model, not a curated record. Gene Ontology annotation, cellular component: chloroplast.